Molecule: messenger RNA, 2208 nt
Organism: Ornithodoros turicata
Lineage: Eukaryota; Metazoa; Arthropoda; Arachnida; Ixodida; Argasidae
Product: poly(ADP-ribose) glycohydrolase-like
Exons: 16
Coding region: 200-2104 (634 amino acids)
Biological process (GO): carbohydrate metabolic process; nucleotide-sugar metabolic process; regulation of DNA repair
Cellular component (GO): nucleus; cytoplasm
Molecular function (GO): poly(ADP-ribose) glycohydrolase activity
Source: RefSeq, a predicted model, not a curated record
CGCCACUUCACUGUCAUCGAGAGUGUAGCUGUCGCAAGUUGUGUUGCGCUUGCAACUCAAGAUUGCGGCAAGGCUUUGCUUGUUUACUUCGACUGUUUUGUGCAACUGAACAAGACGAUAAUAUUGAUACACAAUGCGCUGAAGCUUAUCAAUUUAGUGUUGGCAUGUCGUAGAGUGGGGGCUUCCAUGUCCAUCGAAAAUGACAGAUGAUCGAGGCCCAUCAAGAAAGCGUUUGCGACAGACAAACUUGUUCGAGUGUUUUUCAUUUAAAAAAGAAAAAGUCGAAAGUUUUAGAACACAUGAUAUGAAUCCCUCACUUCCACCAGAGGAUUUCUCACAAGGGGAAUCUCCUGCUGCUGACUCUGCUGAUGCAGAGAACCGAUGCAAUGACAAUGUGGAGGCAUGCGAUCGGCUGUCUCCUGUGCCAUCGAGUUCUGAUAUGUGUACUGAGUCUCAAUUCAACUUGUCGCAAGACUUGUUUCCGGAGAGCGAUUUGCCGCCUUUGCGGGACGCGGCUGACUCUCCAGAUUCUGAGGAAACAGUGAUAGAUGAACCAGAGGAAGAGGUUAUACCACAAACGUUCAACAGAAUACCAGCCUGUGGCCUUCCUCUUCCUUGUUUACAAGAAGGUCCUGAUCAUACUGUGUUUUGCAAGCUCAUCGAGUCAUCAGAAGUUCCCGUUCCGACACCAGAAGUGUACGUGGAUAAAUGGGAUGGUGAUCAUGUCCGGAUGCCUUGCUCUCCAAAGAGCCUCUACCCAUUUGACGAAGUGGGCGGUGGGUUGCAGCUGAAGAGCCGCUGGGAUCUAAUCGAGAAGUCACUUCUUUCUCCAAUACGCUCGUCCUAUAACUUAGUGAAUGCCAUUCUCCAGUACAACAGCCGAUAUGUCGCUCAGUGGAGCUUCCGUGGACUGCAUAAAUUCUUUGAGGAGGAAUUAGAACUCACUGAAGCCCAGGGCUUUUUUGAACAUCUCCUCCCCAAAAUGGUCAGACUGGCCCUACGACUUCCAGAAUUAGUAACUAAGCCCAUCCCAUUGUUGAAAUGCGGCAUGAACCACAGCCUGACCUUCAGCCAACUGCAAGUCGCGUGUCUGAUGUGCAAUGCCUUCUUUUGCACCUUCCCGAGAAGGAACACGCAGAAGAGCAACUCGGAAUAUGCACACUACCCGGAAAUCAACUUUAUUCCGUUGUUCUCGAGUUCGGGGAAACAACAACAAAAGGUUGAAAAGUUGAAGUGUUUGCUGAACUACUUCAGGAGAGUCACUCGUAAAGAUCCAACAGGGACACUGACAUUCACUCGAAGGUCUUUGACUGAUGCCCCUAUUUGGUCCACGAAAACGUGCCAACUUAAAGCCCUUUUUAUUUCGAAUACUGGCCUUAUUGAGAGAGAAGGUGAAGGAAUGCUUCAGGUUGAUUUUGCAAACAAGUUUGUUGGUGGUGGAGUCUUGGGGCAAGGAUGUGUACAGGAAGAGAUAAGAUUCCUUAUUUCUCCAGAACUCAUAGUGUCCAAACUUUUCACAGAGGCCUUGGGGGCAAAGGAAGUGCUUGUUAUAACAGGAGCUGAACAGUUCAAUGACACUUCAGGAUAUGCAGACAGUUUUGUGUGGGAAGGUGAUUUCACUGACAGUACGUCCAGAGAUGCAUGGCGGAGACAUUGCACCGAAGUGGUCGCUAUGGAUGCCUUGUACUUUCAUCGACAGAGUGACCAGUACAAACCGUCUGCCAUUAAGAGGGAACUAAAUAAAGCAUUCUGCGGGUUUUCUAGGCCGGGCACUCCUCCUGGGCAUUUGUCAGCAAUAGCGACGGGCAACUGGGGAUGCGGAGUGUUUCGUGGGGACCCUCUGCUGAAGGCCCUCAUUCAGCUUAUGGCUGCAUCUGCUGCUGAGAGAGACACGGUUUACUUCACGUUCAACAACCGUAAACUGUGCAGAAUUCUGAGGUCUAUGUACGAGUUUCUGGUGGAGAGAAAAGUGACCGUAGGUCACGUCUAUAACCUCCUGGAACAAUAUCACGAAACCAGCAUUUGUGGCAGUGGCAACAGUGCAUUGCAAGAGGCACUGUACGAUUUUAUUUACAGCGCUUGUGACAGUUCAUCGACACCUUAGUUGCUGACAAAUAUGUAUAUUUUUUUUUUUACACGCACACCCAAAGAAAUUGAUAUGUGCAGCAGGCACCAUGACUGCUGUUUUUAGUUAAUAAAUAGGUUGGA